Messenger RNA from Lodderomyces theae, 1461 nucleotides. RefSeq names its product mannosylinositol phosphorylceramide synthase regulatory subunit. Gene Ontology annotation, molecular function: enzyme regulator activity. Gene Ontology annotation, cellular component: endoplasmic reticulum membrane. NCBI's taxonomy places the organism in Eukaryota, Fungi, Ascomycota, Pichiomycetes, Serinales, Debaryomycetaceae. The transcript has a single exon. The coding region runs from base 1 to 1461 and encodes 486 amino acids. Gene Ontology annotation, biological process: intracellular calcium ion homeostasis. The record is from RefSeq and is a predicted model, not a curated record.
AUGGCGAUAACGAAUCUUCUAGAUGAGGCAGAUCGGCACUCCGAAGCCAGUAUCCACGCCACUUCUAGGACAAAGGUCAUUUUUGUUGUCGGACUAUUCAUAAUUUCAUUGGCUGCAUUUGUAUGUCAAACAGAGUUCACUUCACAAGCAUAUAAACUAAGAUUCAGUGAGCCGAUUUUGCUAUUGGCAGUGACGCAUGGACUGUGGUGGCUCUUGUGGCCGUUUCAAGUGCUCUUUGUUUCUGCUUGGAGGACUAUCAGUAAAUUGAGCAAGCGGGACAAAUCAGUCAAGGUCAAUACUGCGAUGGGGAAUAUACAAUACCAAAGACUAAGUUCCACAUCAGGACUUCUCGAAGAACUGGAACAGCCACAACAGGAAGUCCCCAUACAGAAUAUCAACUAUUGGAGGUACUUCAAAAAGGCAAUUGUCAAACAGUUCCACAACGUCUACCACACCUCGGUGCUUAUCUACGAAGCUAAUGUCAACGACAACAAAUCAACAAAGCAUCUUAACGAAAUCAUUGAAAGCAAUGUCCACAUUUCAAACUCAUCUUCAAUAAGCGAUUGCGUUCGCACAUUUUUCCAAGCACCAGCCAUCAAACACAUUUUAUUCAGGACGCUGAUUGUAACGACCGUGCUUACCGUAGCUGGGUUCACGUGGUAUGGUGCCAUGUCAAUGACGUAUGCUGCUGAUGUGACUGCGAUUUACAACUGUUCCGCAUUCACUGCGUAUGCCUUUGCCAUUCCGCUCUUGAAUGAAAAGUUCUCUUGGUUGAAAGUGAAUUCGGUGAUUAUAGCAUUGGUUGGAGUGUUUGUUGUCUCGUACUCGUCUAGCAGUGGUGUUGGUGAUGCUGGAGGUGGUGGUGGUGAAAACCCCUACCCGUAUCGGUUCUGGGGUAAUCUCAUCAUCUUUGUUGGAGCGAUAUUGUACGGAUACUACGAGGUAUUGUAUAAGAAGUACCUUUGCAUACCAGCCCAUUUGUCCAAAAUCAUCACACCUAGGAGGCAGCUGACGUUUGCAAACUUCAUCAUGGGAAUAAUGGGAGCUUAUACAUUGGCGUUUUUGACACUUGUCAUUGCGUUUUUGCAUUUCACGCAUAUACACAGAGUCAAUUUUUUCAACUAUGGAGACAACACCAAAACCAUAUGGCUCUAUAUAUCUGGCUCGAUAGUCAGUAAUCUUUUAUUCAGUGCAUCGUUCUUGUCGUUGAUGGCAUUGACCAGCCCUGUCUUGUCCUCAGUCAGUUCCUUGACCACCAUUUUCCUCAUUGGUGUUGUUGAGUGGGUGGUUUUCGGAAAUGCGUUGGAUUUGCAACAGUUGAUUGGAGAUUCGUUUGUCAUUGUUGGUUUUGCCAUGUUGACUGUUGCUUCAUGGAAGGAAAUCAGCGAGGGCAAUGAAGAUGACGAUGUUGAGGCUGUAAGUACGUACUCUUUUGCCGUGAGCACUGACGGAGAUCAUUAG